This is a messenger RNA of Naegleria fowleri, 2019 nucleotides long. RefSeq lists its product as uncharacterized. The transcript has 2 exons. Gene Ontology annotation, biological process: protein K48-linked deubiquitination. Gene Ontology annotation, molecular function: cysteine-type deubiquitinase activity; protein binding; K48-linked deubiquitinase activity. NCBI's taxonomy places the organism in Eukaryota, Heterolobosea, Eutetramitea, Acrasida, Naegleriidae. Bases 1 to 2019 code for a protein of 672 amino acids. The record is from RefSeq and is a predicted model, not a curated record.
AUGUCUCUCCAACCUCCCCCAUCAAAAGCGACUGCUCAUCAAGUCACCUCGGAAACAUCUUCUUUAAAGAUUAAAUCUUUGUCAGAUGCUCUCAUUAGGGAAUAUUUAAAUAAGAUGGGAUUCAAAGAGACACUGAAAAUGUUUGAUAAGGAGAAUCCAAGAGAUGAGCAUAGUAUUAGCAGUCGGAAAGUGUUAUCAUCUUCAUUGAAUUUACAUCCCACAACAGUGAUGAUUUCUAAUAGUAGUAGCAAUAGUGGUAGUAAUAAUAUUGAAAUAAGUAGAACUAGUUCUUCUUCUUUCAUUGAACAAUUAAUUAUGGAGAGAGUACAUUCAAGGAAUCAUCCCAUUUGUAAAAGUAAUAUACAUUCAACUCAUGAUGAUGAUGAUCAUGGUGCACCACAAGACAUGAUCUCAUCUCGUCGACCUUGUUCCAACAAACGUAAUGAUGCAUUCAAUUUUGGUAAUAAUGGCAGAGGUGUUGAUCAUAAGGAUGGAACUCUGAAUUCCACCACUUUCAACACUACUACCAAUUCACCACUACCCAAACAGCUGAAUGACAAACAAUUAUCCACUACAGCAACAUCAAAUACAGUCAAUCUUGACAUUCAGCUUGAAGAUGUGGAUGACACUAGCAUGAUGGAUUCAACAAGUGUUAAAACCAUGAGUAAUGGUGGUAAUGGUAGUAAUAGUAAUGGUGGUAAUAGUAUUGCUGUUAAAACCACAUCCAAGAUCAUUCAACCAUCAUCAUCAUCGACGACUUUGAAUGAUCCAUCCAAGAAGAAACAACAACAACUCUCUAAAUAUUCCUAUCAACACAUUUCUAAUGAGGAUUUAAAAAAGUUGAAAAAGUUACUCAUUGGUAGUUCUUCAAAAUCCUCCUCACUUCCAUCUUCAUGGAUUCAACAAGGAAUCUAUUUCUAUCAUCAUGAGUCCUCUGAUGAUGAUAUAUUCAAAUAUGGUAUUGUUCAGAAUGAAGGAGGUCCAUGUGGAGUAUUGGCAGUCAUUCAAUCAUUCAUUAUUAGAAAUUAUUAUUUCAAGAAGACUCAGAGUCAUUCAGAACAAUAUUCAAAGUUCACUAAUGACAUGUUCAUGAUGAAUCAAUUACAUCUAUUGGUUGACUCUCUCUAUGACUUGUUUGUCCAUUGUGUGGUUCGGUCAAGAAGUCUUUCUACUGCCACCACCACCACCACCACUGCUACUACCACCAGUAACACUACCACCACUCGAACCACUCGAACCACUGCCACUCGAACCACUCAAUCGAUCAACGCCUCUACCACAUCAUGCUUCAAAAUGGUUAAAUUUCAAGUUCAUGAUCCUCUCCAUGAUUCCUUUGAAAAGUAUUCCAUUUCUUAUUGUACUUUGAAUGGUCUUGAUCAAGUCUAUGAAUAUUUAGAGAAUCUUGUCAUUCCUAAUGUCAAUCCAUUCUCAUCAUUCUAUUUAAAUCCAAAUGGUACUGGUCUAAUUUCAUAUCUAUGUUCCAUUCUAUUCUCAAUAGGAUUAGAUGAAUGCAUUCAACAAAUGUCCAAUGCACUUAAUUCUAGUUUCAUUGUUGAAUUUGGAUAUUGUUCACAAGAAUUGGUGAAUUUACUCCUCAUCGGAUAUGCAACCAGUUAUGUUCAUGAUGAUGAUGAUUCGAGUGAUCAUUCAUUGAUUGAGAUGAACAAGGAAUUGAUCAAUUCUAAAACUUGUCCCAUUGGUUUUUUAACGAUAUUGGAAUAUUAUGAUCAUGUUCGAGUUGGAAAUUGUUUAAAACAUCCUACAUUCCCAAUAUGGGUGGUAGAUUUUGAGAGUCACUACAGUGUUCUAUUUGAAAAAGAACCUAAUGAAUUAUAUUAUUAUGAUCAAUUCAUGAAACAGGAAGGUGAUAUUCAUUUAAGUUUGAAAUUACAUCAAAACAACAGUGCCAUUGUCACCACCACUGAUUCAACAAACAAUGAUAUUCCUCUUGAAAAUGUCAUUCGUACAAGAUGGAAGAAUUGUUCAAUCGAUUGGAAUGGAACAGAGCCAUUAUUGUAA